UACAGCUCGAGUGUGAAGGUGUUUCUGAGGAGGACAGCUCCCGUCAUCUCUCUCCCCUCUUCUCACAACCGAACGAACGGGUCAGCGUCAGCAACCGUGCCCAAACCUGCAUGUUUGGCUUGGUCAUGGCCUCCCCCCCUCAUAAGUGAGCAUUAUGGAUUAGGCUAGUGGAGGGGAGGCGACUGUAAAUCCCCACUGUAGUGCUGAUCUGGAUUUAAACGCUGGACAGAUAAAUUGUCUUUUGGGUAUAGCAGCCGAAGCGGGACAAUGGAUACGAACAUGCGCAAAUUUACUGUUAGAAGAUGGUUUUCCGUCUACCUGCGCCGAAAGUCGCGAUCUAAAAGCUCGAGUUUAUGCAAACUAGAGGACGACAGCAUCUUAAAGGAAUUUGAUAUCAGCGAUCAUGUGAAAGAGGGCUUUGAGAAAGCAGACCCGUCGCAGUUCGAGCUGCUCAAGGUGUUGGGUCAAGGCUCCUAUGGAAAGGUGUUCUUGGUGAGAAAAAUCAAAGGUUCAGAUACAGGACAACUCUAUGCCAUGAAGGUCUUAAAAAAGGCAACACUAAAAGUGCGGGACAGAGUGAGAUCGAAAAUGGAACGAGACAUUCUCGCAGAAGUGAAUCAUCCCUUCAUUGUCAAACUCCACUAUGCAUUUCAGACAGAAGGAAAGUUGUACCUUAUAUUGGACUUUCUCAGAGGGGGAGAUCUAUUCACACGCCUCUCCAAAGAGGUUAUGUUUACAGAAGAAGAUGUGAAGUUCUAUUUGGCUGAGCUGGCCUUGGCUUUGGAUCAUCUUCAUAGUCUGGGCAUCAUCUACCGAGAUCUAAAACCAGAGAACAUUCUCCUUGAUGAAGAAGGCCACAUAAAGGUCACAGAUUUUGGCCUGAGCAAAGAGGCAAUUGACCAUGACAAACGAGCGUACUCGUUCUGUGGGACGAUCGAGUACAUGGCCCCAGAGGUUGUCAAUAGACGAGGUCACACUCAAAGUGCUGACUGGUGGUCCUUUGGAGUCUUAAUGUUUGAAAUGCUGACUGGAUCCCUGCCAUUUCAAGGCAAAGACCGCAAAGAGACCAUGGCACUUAUUCUCAAGGCAAAACUAGGCAUGCCGCAGUUCCUUAGCCCUGAAGUCCAGAGUUUAUUGCGGGCUCUCUUCAAAAGAAACCCUUCCAAUAGAUUAGGCGCAGGACCUGAUGGAGUGGAAGAAAUCAAGAGGCAUAUAUUUUUUGCAACAAUAGACUGGAAUAAGUUGUACAGACGAGAAAUCAAGCCUCCGUUCAAACCAGCAGUGGGCCGACCAGAGGACACAUUUCAUUUUGAUCCUGAGUUUACAUCCCGCACACCGACAGACUCGCCCGGUGUUCCAGCCAGCGCUAACGCACACCAGCUCUUCCGUGGCUUCAGCUUUGUGGCGUCUAACCUGGGUCAAGAACAACCUUUGGUUGAGAUCAAGCAAAUCUCUGGAAACCCCAUUGUACAGCAACUUCAUGGCAACAACAUUCAUUUCACUGACGGCUAUGAGUUGAAGGAGGAUAUCGGCAUCGGAGCGUAUUCGGUCUGCAAACGUUGUGUUCACAGAAUCACCAGUGUGGAGUAUGCUGUUAAAAUUAUUGACAGAGCCAAGAAGGACCCGUCUGAAGAGAUUGAGAUUCUUCUGCGAUACGGCCAGCACCCAAACAUCAUUACUCUGAAAGAUGUCUAUGAUGACGGCAAGUUUGUGUAUCUGGUGAUGGAGCUGAUGAGAGGAGGAGAGCUGCUGGACCGAAUCCUGCAGCAGAAGUGCUUCUCAGAGCGGGAGACCUCAGCCGUACUCUGCACCAUCACCAAGACUGUGGAGUAUCUGCAUUCACAGGGGGUUGUGCAUCGAGACUUGAAGCCCAGUAACAUCCUGUAUGUGGACGAAACGGGCGACCCAGAGUCCAUCAGAAUCUGUGAUUUUGGCUUUGCCAAACAGUUGAGGGCUGAAAAUGGUCUGCUCAUGACACCGUGCUACACUGCAAACUUUGUGGCUCCAGAGGUCCUGAAGAAACAGGGAUAUGAUGCCGCCUGUGAUAUCUGGAGUCUGGGAAUCUUACUUUACACUAUGCUGGCAGGUUUCACGCCCUUCGCUAACGGCCCUGACGACACACCAGAGGAGAUCUUGGCUCGCAUUGGCAGUGGGAAGUUUGCCCUCUCAGGAGGCAACUGGGACACAGUGUCUGACGCAGCCAAGGACAUUGUCACUAAAAUGCUACACGUGGAUCCUCAUCAGCGGCUGACGGCACCUCUUGUUCUCAGACAUCCCUGGAUAGUGAACCGUGAUGAGUUAUCUCAGAGCCAGCUGAUCAGACAGGACGUGCAACUAGUGAAGGGGGCGAUGGCUGCCACAUACUCCGCUCUGAAUCGAUCCCCUCAAGCCCCAAAACUGGAACCAGUGCUCUCUUCCAGUUUGGCCCAGAGAAGAGGCAUGAAAAGACUAACAUCCACUCGUCUAUAGCACUUCAGCCAGACACAGGAGCGUCUACAGCUUUAAGAAAUGUCAGAGCGCCCAGGCUUUUGGACAAGGUACCAGACGAGCAUCCGGAGCAGUGUGGGAAAAUUGGAUUGAUCACAGAGUGUCACAGCGAUCUCCAAAGAGAGACAAAUGAUCUGCCAAGUGACUCCGCUGAUGUCGAGAUUGAUGAGGGCCAGAUGCAAACAUCACAGCUGUCAGUGCUCAAAAACUGAUCUUUCAGAGCGCUGCGCUGUUUGUGUGUGUGUGUGUAUGUGUGUGUGUGCCACCCCUGGGUAACACUGGAGUGUAGCAUCAUGGAGUGUUUUGUUUUAUAGCAAAGAUCACAGUUAUCUCUCCCAAAGGUGCGGUCAGCCGGAAAUCCAGUCAUUCAUAAAAGUUGCUACUUCUUGCUGCAGACACUUUAAUUAGAGCCAUGUAGAAGUUAGUAGAAGAUUCUUUGUUCUUUUAUGGCGACAGUGCUGCGCCUUUAAUGUGCCAGCAUUAUUAGCAUCUUUUGAACAUGCAUGCCACGUACAGUAUGUAUUUUUAUGACAAACAAAUGGUUCUAACAUGCUAAUGAAAGCACAAAGAACAUAUUUUAUGUCACUAAUUGUUUUACUAGUUGAUUGGUCUUAUGUAAUGCUGAAACGUUUUACAAAAACACCUGUUUAUAUUUUUUUCAACAUGCAUUUUUGGACCAAAUUGGUUUAUUUCUUUAUUUAUUUGCUUAUUUAUUUAAUUAUUUAUAAAUCCAUUUGUUGAUAUGCACGUUUAUCUUCAUUUCUGUUAAUUUAUUUAUGUGUUUAUUGAAGAUAAGAUGGUUUAUCUAAUUAUUUUUAAGUGACCUUUAUGCAUAAGCACGGAACCUAAACAAGUGCCACACAUUUGCACUAGUUUGAGUCAACAAUGAUAAAGAAAUAAAGUUUAGAAAAUAAACAUGUGCAUGUAUUUUAACUUUCAUAGAAAAAAAAAAUGUGAAAAAAUAUAGUUUGAACUAGAUGAUUUGGAUCAGUGAUCUUGAAAAGCCGACAUGCUUUAUGUACUGAGGUCAUCAUCUAUUACACUAACAUUUAUCCAUUAUAAUCUUCUGUUAGAUGAUGUGUGAGACGACCUUAACAAAUGUUAUAUCAUUCUUCCAUCAGAAGUCAUAACUUGCAGUAACACUUUAUUUCAAUGGACAGUCAACUAACUAUAAGUAACUUUGCAACUGUCAACUACCAGUAAUUGGAGAAUUCUUAAUAUCUGCUAACACAAUUUAUUUUGAUGCUCUUCAACAGAAUAUUUGCAACAUGUCAACUUAACCCAAACACUAACACCGAACAGUCUCUGAGAGUUAGCUGAUAUGUCGCUAUUUGCAAAAUUACUACCUAUAGUAGAAUGUCUAAUUUAGACCAUCGAAAUAAAGUGUAACCCUUUCUAUGUAUUAGUUAAUAACCAUGUAUGUGCUCUCCACACGUAGCACUCUGCUUAAUUAAUAAUCUAAAAUUUUAUUUGCAUGCCAUACACAAUUUGUAGAAGCCUCUGAAAGUUUAAUGUAAUCAGUACAGAUAAAAAUAACCUUGAUUUUGUAUGAUAAAAAAUGACUCUCUAGAAGACCAGUCCUGUAUUUUUGAAUGAAUAUGAUCAAUACCUUUUCCGAAAUGAAGGGAUAGUUCACCUAAUAACGAAAAUGUUGUCAUCAUUUACUCACCCUCAAGUUGUUCCAAACUAUGAGUUGAACAACAAAAGACUUCGAAGAAUGUUGAUAGGCUACGGACAGUUGAUGGUAUAACUUCUUUAAAUAAAUUUGUAUGGAAUCGAA
Pimephales promelas (fathead minnow) is the source of this 4267-nucleotide messenger RNA. RefSeq names its product ribosomal protein S6 kinase, polypeptide 2 (gene rps6ka2). NCBI's taxonomy places the organism in Eukaryota, Metazoa, Chordata, Actinopteri, Cypriniformes, Leuciscidae. The record is from RefSeq and is a predicted model, not a curated record. Gene Ontology annotation, molecular function: magnesium ion binding; ATP binding; protein serine/threonine kinase activity. Gene Ontology annotation, biological process: protein phosphorylation; intracellular signal transduction.